Messenger RNA from Temnothorax curvispinosus, 1372 nucleotides. Its product is annotated as golgin subfamily A member 6-like protein 2. NCBI's taxonomy places the organism in Eukaryota, Metazoa, Arthropoda, Insecta, Hymenoptera, Formicidae. Bases 25 to 1197 code for a protein of 390 amino acids. The record is from RefSeq and is a predicted model, not a curated record. The transcript has 3 exons.
AGGUGCAUAUAUUAUUAUACAAAUAUGUACAGUGGUCAGUCUUUCCAAGAUACUGGACAGACUUAUGAAAAUGUGCAUUUUAAUAUGUACUAUCCAGUAACUCGGCAACAAUUUACGUACAACGUAAAUUAUGGUGGGAAUGUAUAUUAUAACGUUUACCCAAGCCAUGUAACAUGUGAUGACAGUACUGUUAAUAAUGCGACGUCAAUCGAUAGAAUAAGAAGGCGACAGGAAGAUGAGAAGGCCAUUGAACAGUUUCUCGGAGAGGCGAAAUCGGCGGUUCCUACCAAAAGCAAACAGAAAGAUCCGUUCAAGAUCGCGGCUGCUAAGAGUGCGUUGAUAUCGGCGGCUAGAUUAAAUAAGCAACUUGAGGCUGUUUGCGCGGAACUCGAGAGCAACGUCGAUCUACCGGAGGCGCAAUGGCGGGAGAAGGUCAGUGCCUGUAACGCUGCGAAACACGAAAUCUGCGAGAUCUUGAAAACUGUAAAAGACGUGAAUUUUUUGAAUAAAGUUAAGAACGAUUUAGAAAAACGUAGGAAAAAACGCACGAGAGAACGGCUCCGAAGGAAAGAAUGGAGAAGGGAGAAGUCGAUGAAGGAAGAGAGAAGAGCGAGAUUGCACGCGGAGGCUGACGCGUGGAUUCGAAAGGAGCAGGCGGUAGUCGAGCGGGAGAAACAAGAGGAGAAAUUGCGCAAGGAUGCAGACAUGGUUUUAUCCGACGUGCGAAGCAAGAGGAACGAUGCGCGAAAAUAUCUGGGAAUUUUGCAAGAACUACAGAACUUGCGAAAGAUCAAGGCGAACAUCGCUCGAGCGAGGGGCGAAAAAUUGUCCUCGGCAGCUGAGGAAACGUUCAAUGAUACUAUCGCUAAAUUAAUGGAACAGUGGACUACUUUGGAUCGCGAAUAUGCGACAGAAGAGCAGGAAUUAAAAUUGAUGCUCAAAACAGAUAACGAAAAGAGGAUCGAAAAGCAAACGAAAAAUAUAUUCGAAGAUUGGGAGAAUGUACUAUUUGGAACAAGUAUAUUGGCUGCUGAACAAUCCUACAAGAAUGUCGAUGGUUUUAUCAUGAUUCGUGCGGCCUGGGAUAAAUUCAUCAGUUCGGAAACUGAUGCAACAACGAUUCCAAUUGGAUGGAUAGUGCCUGAAAAACCAUCCUCUGCUGCUUGGCAAAAAUGCCUAAAUAAGGAGACUUCUUGAAAUUAUUGAAUAAACGUGUCAAUUUAAGUUUACUUGAAAAAAAAAAAAAAAAACAAUUUACUAGAAUAUUUUUAAUCAAGUCACGCGACUUGUAUACACCAUGAUGAAGUUUUUCACUAUGCUUUCGCAAAAAUUGUUAUACGAUAUGGAAAGAAAUAUUAUUUCAAUUUUCAAA